ACAAUUCAACAGGCAACAAAGGAAGAGGCCGCGAGCUACACAGUGUUAGCCAACCUAAGGCAGAAAGAUGUCACCUUAUUGUGUCAUUCCAGUCGGCGACAUAAACCCGCACGUUUAGAGGAGAGCCUACCCCGUACUUAGAAACGCUUUGUACUUUCGUUUGGGACACGGAAGCUGGCGAAAGGAAAGGUAACCACAAUGUUUUCGACUGAAAACCUUAACAAAGCUAGCUGACUGGCUGUAGGUAGGAAGCUAACAUGAGCUAAGCUAACAUUAGCGUUAAGAAGCGAUCCUUUCAUGAAGGUGUUAUACCGGAUAAAUCUUAAAACCUUGUGGUGUUUUUGUCACGAAAGCCAAGCAGGGGUAAUCGGGUAUGAGACACUAUAAUGUGCAUGCAUUUACUGAUGUAAAUAAACAAUACAUAUACCCUGAAAGUACAUAUGCUAACAAAUUGGGUAGUAGUUAUUUGAUGUUAGCAUACAAGCAAACCAAUAUGAGUUGAGGUGUCUACUUAAAUGCCUCCUAUAUCAUGUUUCCUAGUCGUUACAUUAACAAUACACCAUUAGAAUUGUAAUUGGAGCAUAUGUUGGUAUGAUAUCGUGUGUAGAGUGAUAAACGUAACAAGCGUUGCUAAGCUAAAGGCAUGCUGUUGUGUCCGUAGGCCUCCCCAGGUCAGGACAUGCUAACGUUGGCAUCAAUGAUACUCACUGUUUGAUUAAAGGGAGUAUUUUGGGUGAUUAUUGUGUAAUGUUCCUGUUAGAAAAUACACUGAAAGUCUAAGGUGUGGGGCCAUUCUCAUGAGUGUACUUUGUAUGUUCAUAGCAUCAAAUGAAAGGAGGUGGAAGUGGAACUUGACCCAUCCAACUGAGUCACCAUUUUCCUGCACAUAAUGGUGAGUAAUCAGAUUGCAGCUGUCUUCAUUAAGAAGCAGCUUUAUUUAGUUACUUAUUUGAUACUGUGUAAGUCUCUCUCAUACCAUUUUCAAGAUUGAUUAAAAGGCAAUACUGUUUAUUUGAUUUAUUUAAGAAUGACAGUGCAGCGCCUGAAGGAUUGUACAGUGACACAUAUUUGACUGUUUGACCCCUCACUGAAUUUGAGUUAAAAGCAGUCGUGCUUUAGGCUAUGUUCACACUAGAGCAUGACACAGGAGUGGAUUUUCACUCCUGUCCCGUCCCACCCCCAGAGAAAAAAUCCUGUCCCGUUCCAAUCCUGGACCGAAGUAAGAAAAUUAAUCCUGUCCUGUCCCACUCCCGUAGAAUGACUCCCACUCCCAUCCCGCUCCCAUUCAAAAUUACUCCCACGCCUGUCCCGCUCCCGUUCAAAUAAAACCAAACAUGUUGAAAAAACAUUGCAUUUUUUUAUUUUAGGUAAAAGUGCAGUGCAUACUAUGCAUAAAUAAACAACGUUUUUUUCUGUAAAAGUGGCAGCCAAGUCGCUUUUCACUUCCGGUGGUGACAGGAAAUCAAACCACUGUUGUGGUUCUUUUGUGGUGCUAGCGCGGUCAAGAGUGUUGGCUCUCAUUGAGAGAUGACUACAAAAAUGGACGCAUCUGUUCAUCUGGUUGUUUAACACGUCUGAAAAUGAUCAUCUGUUAAUGUUGUUCUCGCUCCUGCCCGCCUGUCGCUUUUUUUCCCAUCCAGUCCCGUCCAGAUCACGGGAUUAAUUAAAAAAUGACUCCCACCCCGCGAGAAUCAAGGGACCCACGGGAAUUCCCGAAAAAUGUCAUCCUCUAGUUCACACUGCAGGUUGAUUCCGAUUUUUUAACCAUAUGUGACACAUUUCUGAUUUUUUUCAUGUAAGUGUGAACAGUGCAAUUAAGAUUUUUUUCAAAUUUGGCCCAGGCCUCUUUUGUAUGUGGAUAUAAAUCGGAAAUGUAUGCGAUGUACCUGCAGUGUGGAUGCUCAGGCACGUUCAUCCGACAUAUACGUCAACAAUAUGCGACAAAUGUCACCAUUGUUCGACAACACAAACAGGCGCGGAAAGCAAUUUGUGCUUUGUGCGCAUGUGGGUCACUUCACGGACGCAUUCCGUUCACAUUAGGUGCUGCAUUUGUUGCUGUUGUAAUGUGAACAACUGCACAAAAAGAUCGGACUUAACAAAAAUUCUAAAUUGUGCAUCAUAACCUGCAGUGUGAACAUAGCCUUAGUUCUAGUUUUACUUCAAAUACCAUCUGGAGGUGUUCACUCGCAUACUCAGAGCAGUGCAGGGACUGUAGCCCUUUUUAUACAUGAUCCAUUUAAAGUCAAUAAUGCAGAAGGGCAGGGUUCCUAAGUACACAUUCAAAGAGUUUUAAGGGAGAGCAGCCGCAGCAAAGCUUGACACGGGGAAAUACCAAUCAUCUGUUGACGUCUGUGGAUCAACAUCCUAGUGAAGUCGAUGAAACACAGGAUUUUGGUUCAAAAACUUCAGGUUAUGACUUUCUUUAUUUGUGUAAUAAUUCUUUUAAUCUUGGAGGGCUUUAAUGAGGGAAAUAUACAUUAAGAAUGUUUGAGAAAGAAUGUUUUCUCCCUCUAAAGAAGCCUUAAUAUUCAUUUUAACUUUAGUGAGCAGUUUAGAUUGAAGAUGAUCAGUGGAUUAACAGAGUACUUCAAUAUUUGUUUGUUUUUUUGCUUGAAUGAAUAGUUUUUUAACUUGAAGAAGAGAGAAGACAUUAGAAUUAAGGAAGAUAUGUUUUCCUUUGUUGUAAGAAAUUUAAUCAAUAUUCCAUGAUGAAAGUAAAUACAAGGGAUUUUUUUCAGAGCCAGUACCAUGAUUUUUUUCCCCAUCUCACUACCUGGGGACUUGUUUUAUUCGCUGUAAUCCACUGUGCUGUUUUUAAUUUAUUUUUCCGUGAGCUGUGUGUUACCCCUGAUUUUAUAUAAAUCAAUGAAGUGCCUAUUAAUAACUCAAUACUUGAAGCAUCAUGUUCAAAUACAACAGGCGCAUUUUCAGAACUAAACAGAUUAUCUUUAAUCUUAUUUGUUUUUCAUUCUGCAGGGAUUGAUGACUCCACUGUAUGCAUGACUUGUUUGGUGUGGCCUGAUGGGAGGACACUGUGGAUAGUACUUUCAUCGGGAUACCAGGAGAGCCAUCCCAUGCCCCCGCUUUGGAGGGCCUGUCAGAAUGAAGAAGUUAAGCCUUAAAACCAUCCGCAAGUCCCUCAGCAUAAAGGGCAAAGAGGAGGGUGACUUUGUCAUGCUCCAGCAGCCCUCAGUGACAACAGAGUUUUCAAAGGAAGAGUCACUUUUUGGGGGCUGCUACACCAAAGAGCUUUCUGGCUGCGACCUCGGCGGCGAGGAGGACAAAGGGGGCCAGAAUAAGGGCCGCUCAAAGAGUGAGGGCCUGAUGGGAUCACUGAAGAGAAGGCUGUCUAACAAGCAGAAGGUGAAAGUAAAAGGCAGCUCCUCUGCCAUUGGCUCAGUGGAUGAUGAUGACACUUUCUCAUCCUCAUCUGUGCCCAUCAGCUUCAAUGAGGUGAAAGCCCAGAGACCCCUUAGAUCUUCAUCUCUACGUAGUCACCAUUACAGCCCCUCGCCAUGGCCUCUGCGAUCAGUUAACUCUGAUGAGGCCUGUAUAAAGAUGGAGGUAAAAGUAAAAGCCAUGGUUCAUUCCCCAAGCCCGAGUCCCAACUUGAAUGGCGUCCGGAAAGAAUUUCAUGAUUUCCAGAUGGAAGGGCUCUUUCAGGACCAAGCAGAAUCCUUAAAGAAUCUCCAGCAGCCACAAAACGGUGAGCUGCAUCUAAAUAUAGAUGACAAUGAUGUGCCUGACGUGCUGGGGUUGACUCCCCAGGACUACAUCCAGUACACAAUGCCUUUAGAUGAGGGAAUGUAUCCAGAAGGGUCCCACUCCUGCUGCCUGGACGGCUCCUCUCCUAUGGAGGUGGUGACUGAAGCAGACAAUGCAUCCCUCCACACGGACCAGGGACAGGAGGAGCAUGAACUGGUUAGUGGGCUGCCUCCGGAUCUCUUCAUGGAAACCUCAGUUAACAGUCUUCUCAUCGGUUCUGCUGGUGUGAUGCUCCAAAGCUCGAGAGUAGAGGUCCCACCUCCGCUCUCUCCCCUCCUGCCACCCAUCACGAGUAACGGACAUAUUCCCAGGACUUUUUCAGGGUUCAGCUCUACAGACAGCCAGGUAGCCGAAAGGGUAAGACACCAUCUUAACUUCGACCCAAAUUCAGCACCCGGGGUCAGCCGGGUGUACGAUUCAGUCCAGAGCAGUGGGCCCAUGGUGGUCACCAGUCUAACGGAGGAGCUGAAGAAGCUGGCGAGGCAGGGCUGGUACUGGGGCCCCAUCACACGCUGGGAGGCCGAGGAGAAGCUGAUCAACUUGGCCGACGGUUCAUUCCUCGUGAGGGACAGCUCAGAUGACAGGUACCUGCUCAGCCUGAGCUUCAGGUCACAAAACAAAACCCUGCACACCCGCAUCGAACACUCCAACGGACGCUUCAGCUUCUAUGAGCAGCCUGACGUGGAAGGACACACGUCCAUCGUUGACUUAAUUGAACACUCUAUCAAAGACUCGGAGAAUGGAGCUUUUUGCUAUUCCAGGUCUCGCCUACCAGGGUCUGCAACCUACCCUGUCAGACUAACCAACCCAGUGUCUCGGUUUAUGCAAGUGCGCUCACUGCAGUACCUAUGUCGCUUUGUCAUCAGACAGUACACAAGGAUAGACCUGAUCCAGAAACUGCCCUUACCCAACAAGAUGAAAGAUUAUCUGCAGGAGAAGCACUACUGAGGACACAGAUGAGACAGUGGUAGCAAUUUGCACUUUUGUGUUCAGUUAAGAGAUUUAAACAAGGUUUACAGACAACCACAGUUCAGAGAUGUUCGCUUCCAGUGGCUCUUGAUUUGUGUCCAUGUGACUCUGUCACUGUUCAGUCCUCCAUUCCACUGUUCUGUUUUUUUUUCUUCUUUUCGUUCACUGGUUUAAGGAGGCUUUACUUCCAGAUAAGUAGUCCAGCACAUAACCUACUGCAAAAAUGAAGCAGAGGUAUACAGCCAAGUUAUCUCAGUUGUUUCGUAUCAGAUGUGCGUUGUGACGUAUGUUUAGGCGAAAAACAUCCAGCUCCGCAAAUGGAGCCGAUUCCUCUGAAAUAUUGCCAAGUUAAAUGAAGCUCGAGAUAGAAAAAUAAUAUUCUACUCUAAAUUAAAAAUUUAAACAAAGUUUUAUCCACUGAAUUCCACAUUUCAAAGUUUAUUUCAAGGAUGGAAAAGUAUUGAUAAAAUGAAAAUUUGAUAUCUGAUUAUCAGCUUCCAGCAGACUGACCAAUGAUGAUCAUCUUUUGCUUUCAUGACUUGUCAAACUAAGUGUUGUUAGCAUAUUUCAGUAUGACAAGACAGCAGCUUAGAACUUGAUUUUAAAUUUAUACUAUGCAAUUAGUCAAAAAGUAAGUCUGGGUUCCGUCGUAUAUCAAGUAAUGAGUAUUUUUUGUUGACAAGAUAUUCACUAAUUGACAUACUACACUACUCAUCUAUUAGAUGCAGUCUCUUUGGCUUUAGACAGCCAACAAAACAAAAAUUGUAAUGCUUCAUUUUGCUUGUACUUGGGCAGGCUGUUGCUUUAGGUUUUUUUCUGAUUGUAACGUACAGCUGUGCUUCUGUAAAAAUUUAAAAUCCUUUGAAAAUCAUCAAAGAUUUUUUAGGUCUACUACAUAAACAUGUUGCUGCAAAGGAUGUCCAAAACACGCCAGUCUGUGAGAAGCUUCAUACAGUUUGGUCAAGAGUGGAAUAGCCUUAAAUCGUAUGGCUGCAUGUGAUCAUACAAUGCGGAAGCCUAAAGGUACUUCAAAUGCUGGAUUUUAAGGUGCUGUUGUAGAAACAGCAUCACAUUGAUGUAUAAACUUUAUAAAAACAUGUUUAACAGUAAACAUGAAAUCUUUCUGCAUUCGGAAUGUUGCAAAAACUGCACCGCAGCUCAGGCCUAACAACUCUGUCACUGUCUGUAAUGCUUGUAUCUGCAUGUAGUAAAGGCUUUAAGACUGUCAGUUAAUGGCACUGUAGAGUUACUCUUAAUGAGAGAAGAUGUCACUGUAAAAAGGGUGAACGGUUUUGGAUGUGUUGUUUUAAAAGAGCAACUCCGAGUAAAAAGCUGUUGAUGCACAAUUGCAUUAGUAAGAAAAGAAAAUUCCCCUCAAUUAACCCGAACUGAAAAGAAAAAGAAAGACCUCAAGUCGAUUGAUUCCUGCGUUUGUACGUAAGAACAGCUGGUUCACAGUCUGUUAAUGCCUGCAUUUAGCUGGACCCAGAUCAAAAGAAUCCCAAAAAUGGUGUGAGCUUAGGUGAAAGGACUUUGGAAAGCCAGGGUUAAGUCCUUACCGCCAUCUUGGAGCAUAGCCAGAGUUUCAGCAUACAACUAAGAGUUCCAUCCAAGCUGCUGCAUGGCUACACUGUUAGCAUUACAUGGGCUUAAAGGACAAGUAAUGAAACGGUCUAUUCCUGUUCUUUUCAUAUUGUCCCCAUAGAGCUGCACUACCCCUCAGACUGUCUCUACGUGGCUUUUUGUGCCAGAUUAAAGGGAAGAGCACACAGUAUGCUACGCAAGUGCUUUAUAUGGAUACAAUGACAGGGAAUUGUGUUUUCACAUUAUGAAUGAGCAUCUUUUUUGACAUCAGUGUCCUUAAAAGUAUUUGGAAAAAUGGUCUCUCGGACAACUUUGGUAGGUUGUUAGCGCAUAGUUCUAGUUUUAGUUAGUGGGAAAUGUUGGCGUCUGAGGGAGUUUCCAUGAGUCUAGCACAGCAAAAAUUAGAUAGGAACUUUGAAUGGUGUUGCAUGUUUAAAGAUUAGCAUUAAAAGCUUUGAGUUGUAUAGGAAUGAAGGAUCUAGGUUACGUGUGUUGGCCGUGUAGAGGGAUGUUUAUUUUCUGUCACAAAACAUUUGCUGGACAUUCUGUGUACAAGAAAUGUAUUUUUUCUGUUUUAGGAUCUUUAUGUGAGUUCGUUAUUUGUGACAUUUGCCAUCUGGGGAAUGGGGCUGUACAAAAGGAAUGUACGCUUGUUUGAGGUUUCCAUUUUCUCUGCCUGCAGAACAGUUUCAGAAAGCAUGAGAACCAGAAAAAAACCGACAUUGACACAUUUUUGCACUUGAAUAUUCUCCAUUUGACAUGCUUGGAUCCUCUCCUGCCUAGAGUUGUCCUUCAGAUGGCUGUUUUAAAAAAAAAAAGAUUAGUCACACAUUUGUCCUUAUGUGUUCAUACAACUUAUUUUUCGAUUAUAUGGUUUUGUUAGUGUCGUAUCUGUGGGAUAUUAAGGGUAAGGCACCAGCAUCAUAUCAAAGCCUCUGCUAAUGCUCUAUUUGGCUGUCAAGGAAUGGGAUCAUGGCAACAAUGUGGAUGUAAAUUUACUUUUUGGGUGUGUGUGCGUGUGUGUGUGUGUCUCAGUUGAAAUGUGAAAGUAAAAUGUUAGUCUCUUUUAAUACAACUGUAUUUCCAUUUUAAUUUGCAAUUUGUCAACCGAUUUUGACACGCAGGAACCAGUUUCAUAUGGCGUUGCUGCUGUGAUUUUUCUAAAUACUUAUUUAGUUUCAUUAUAAAGCAUCAUUGCGUUCCAGAGGUUGAUGCUUGUUCAGACUGCUGAGGCGUUUUGAGUUUAUAACAGCUGUUUAGCACUUAACAAGCUCCAACAUUUUCUUUUUUUUUUGCAUCUCGGUGAGUGAAGGUGAUUGUUUACAGCAUUAUGUUUGAAAAUGCCCCUCCCCCCCCCUUAUUUUGUUUUAUUUUAUUUUUUUUAACCCUCUCUCACAUGAACAUCUUGGUACAAUUUGAAAUCUUUUUUAAAAAAUUCAUUUAAUGUGUUCUACACAUUUGUGCUGCUUAUGGAUAUGAUUGCCUUUCUUGUAUUUAACAGCGGGGGGGAAAUCGAAUGUCACCAAUGUAGAAGUAUGUACACGUUAUGACUUUGGUUUUCAUCUUGGGAGAGCAGAGCAGAUUUGCAAUGUGUUAACAACCUUAGUCAGUGAAAAGAGCAUUAGUAGCGAUUAGUAGACCCUCUGUAGAAUAACCAGUUCACUCCAGUUUACAUUGGUUGUCAACUUUCCAAAGUAGAUGGUCUUUUUGUAUUUUUUUCUUUUGGAAAAAAAAUCAACAGUGAUUUUAUUGCACACUUUGGAUACAGUUCAAGAGUUUUUGUAUCUGCCAAUUAUAAAUUAUAAAUAAAAAACUAUAUUCUAAAAA
Molecule: messenger RNA, 8145 nt
Organism: Xyrichtys novacula (pearly razorfish)
Lineage: Eukaryota; Metazoa; Chordata; Actinopteri; Labriformes; Labridae
Source: the annotation of a GenBank genome assembly